UGUAUGUUAUUUAACACUGAAUUUCUGGUGUGGGAGGGGUUGGGAGGUUGGGGUUGGCAAUGUGACUGCACAUGCUGGGAAAGGGUACACGAUCCCAAACGCUGAGCCGACCAAACCGCAGGCCACGUUACGGAUCGGUUUACACUGGAAGGUCGUCCUCAUUUCUGCACAGGGUCGGCUCUGCCUGAAGUUUCUCCUCUCAAACACCAGGUGGAGCAACUGGCCGAAUGCCGCCACAAAGCUGGCAGGCGGCGCUAUUGCGCCUGGGCCGACCCUCAACGUUGCAAUCACUCUAUCCUUGGCAGAGCGUCUCGUUGGUCCGGGCCGCGCAUGCGCUGAGCCUCCCUUUUGCUCUUCCCGCCCCCCUCGACCCUCCCCCCGCCCUCUCUGUCUCCUCGGCCCUGGGAGCAGCUCUCCUGCCACAGCCCCUCAUUCCCUGAAAAUGUACGCCUGUGCAAAGUUCGUCUCCACCCCGUUCUUGGUGAGUGCCUGCCUUUCUGGAACAGUCAGGAGCACCUCUCAGCUGUUGAGCCGAUCACUGUCUGCAGUGGUGCUAAAACCACCCGAGACACUGACAGAUGAGGCACCUUAUAAGGGCCUCAGCAUCUUGGCAGCCCCACGUCCCCUGACCUCACUUAUUCCCAGCCGAAGCUUCCAAACCAGCGCCAUUUCAAGGGACAUCGAUACAGCAGCCAAGUUCAUUGGGGCUGGGGCUGCCACGGUAGGGGUGGCUGGUUCUGGGGCUGGAAUUGGGACUGUGUUUGGGAGCCUCAUCAUUGGUUAUGCCAGGAAUCCCUCUCUGAAGCAACAGCUCUUCUCCUACGCCAUUCUGGGCUUUGCCCUCUCGGAGGCCAUGGGGCUCUUUUGCCUGAUGGUGGCCUUUCUCAUCCUCUUCGCCAUGUGAAGGAGCCGUCUCCACCUCCCAUAGGUCUUUCUCCCGUGUCUCGUCUGCCCUGUAUAAUCCUUUUCCUAUACCUCCCCAGGCAGCCUGGGGAAAGUGGUUGGCUCAGGGUUUGACAGAGGGAAGACAAAUAAAUACUGUAUUAAUAAGA
This is a messenger RNA of Mustela lutreola (European mink), 1052 nucleotides long. RefSeq names its product ATP synthase membrane subunit c locus 2 (gene ATP5MC2). Gene Ontology annotation, biological process: proton transmembrane transport; proton motive force-driven ATP synthesis. The transcript is spliced from 5 exons. NCBI's taxonomy places the organism in Eukaryota, Metazoa, Chordata, Mammalia, Carnivora, Mustelidae. The coding region runs from base 443 to 904 and encodes 153 amino acids. Gene Ontology annotation, molecular function: proton transmembrane transporter activity. The record is from RefSeq and is a predicted model, not a curated record.